Impatiens glandulifera is the source of this 759-nucleotide messenger RNA. RefSeq names its product secreted RxLR effector protein 161-like. The record is from RefSeq and is a predicted model, not a curated record. The transcript is spliced from 4 exons. Bases 1 to 759 code for a protein of 252 amino acids. NCBI's taxonomy places the organism in Eukaryota, Viridiplantae, Streptophyta, Magnoliopsida, Ericales, Balsaminaceae.
AUGACAAUUGUUGGCACUUUGAUUGUUGUUGUUACGGUUUGCCAAUGGAAAAUCGAUCAAAUGGAUGUGAAGAAUGCUUUCUUGAAUGGUGACCUUCAUGAAGAAGUUUAUAUGAUGCCUCCCCCGGGUGUUCCUCAUCAACUUGGUAAUGAUCAUGAUGUUAUUGAAUCAUUGAAGUCUAAGUUAACACACUCAUUCGUUAUGAAAGAUUUAAGCAUGCUAUGUUAUUUUUUGGGAAUUGAGACCAAUGCUAGAUACUCUCCGUCCGAUGGCACUCCUUUGGAGGAUUAUGGUCUUUAUCGUACCAUUGUUGACAGCUUGGUUUAUCUUAUUGUAACUCGCCCAAACAUUGCGCAUGUAGUUCAUGUGGUUAGUCAGUUUGUCACUGCCCCUACUACAGCUCAUUGGGAUGAUGUUCUUCGUAUUCUCAAGUAUCUUCAUGGCACUCAAUUUCAUAGUCUCAUGUUUCCUUCCACGCCUUCAUUAAAGUUGCGUGCCUACUCUGAUGCGGAUUGGGCUGGUGAUUCUACGGACCGCAAGGCGACCACUGGAUAUUGUAUUUUUAUCGGUGAUUCGCUUAUUUCAUGGAAUAGCAAGAAACAAGAUGUCAUAUGUCGGUCUUCUACAGAAGCUGAGUAUCGUGUCAUGACCUCGUCUACCUGUGAAAUUGUUUGGUUACACAGAUUACUUACUAAUAUGGGUGAGGGAAUCUUGGAGGUCGACGUCCAAUGGGAGGGACGAGAUACACUAGAGACUUGA